AUGCCGCCUAAAAAGGGAGGAAAAAAGAAUAAAAACGAUGAUUGGUGAGUGUGUUGCGAAAUUUGACCCAAUGUUUGACUUUUUUCAGGGACGAUGAGGCCGCCGAGAAGAAAUUGGCCGAGCUGAACGUUUCCGAGAGCAAAUGGGAUGAGGAGAAGUCUGCGAAGCCCAAGGCAAAGGCCAAAGCGCCCGCCAAGAAGGGUUUCGCCGCUUUUGUACGUGUUUUUAGUUUUUCGUUGAUUUUUGGUGUAAAUUUUUAAAUUUUCAGUUGGAUGAGGACUCUGACAAUGAGCCGAAGCCCUCGGACGACGAUGAGCCGGCUUCAGCGCCGGCGCCAGCCAAAUCAAAGCCAGAGGAGGUGAAGGCCGAGAAAAAGGAGAAGAAAGAGAAGAAAAAGGGCGGAAAGAAGGGGAAGAAGGAGGAAGAGGACGAUGAGGAGGACCUCGACGCGAUGCUCGCCAAGUUUAAGAGCCAAGACGGCCCGGUCGCCGCUCCAGAACCCGUAGAAGUGGCUCCAGAAGCUCCCGCCGCCGUCGACGACGAUAAGAAGAAUAAAAAGAAGAAAAAGAAGGAGAAGAAGACGGAGGAGGACGAGGCAGAGGUUCCAGAAGCUCCAGAAGCUCCAGAAUCCGACGACGACGACGACGAAGAGGGUGGUGAUGAGAAGGACAAAGACAAAAAGGACAAGAAAAAGCAGAAGAAGAAGGACAAGAAGAAGGAGAAAGAAAAGAAGGAGAAAGAGGAGAAGAAGGGCGCGAAGAAGGGCACUGUGAGCAGCAUUAAGGAGAUGCUCAAGAAACAGAGGGAGGAGCGCGAGGAGCUGGAACGCCUCGAGAAGGAGCAGCGAGAAAGGACGGCGCAGGAGGAGAAGGAGCGCGAGGAACGGGAACGCAUCGAACGGGAACAGCGGGAAGCCCAAAAAGAAGCGGCCCGAGAGGCCAAACGGCUCGAGAUCGAACGUCAGAAGAAGGAGGGAACCUAUCUGACGGCCGCACAACGCAAAAAACAACAGGAGGCACUCGCCCGACUCGGAAUCGCCGCCCCAACUCGAGAAUCUACUGAAGAAGAGGCGGGUGGCGAGAAAAAAGGCACUUUUGUGUAUAUGACCGAGAAGGACCGACUGAAACAGGAGGAGAAAAAGCGAAAGCGUCUCGAGAAAUUGGGGCAGUUGCCGCCAAAGGGCGAAGAGACUCCGGAAGAGGUGACGACGCCGAAGUCCGAAAGUCCUGUUGUUGAAAAACAGAUAGAAAAGGAAAAGGAAACUGAGAAAUCGGCGACUCCGGAGCCGCUGGACGAUUGGACGAUGGCCGAUUCGGAUGAGGAGAAGGAAAAGGAGAAGAAGAAAAAGAAAGAGCAGAAGGUGCAAGAAGCGAUAGAAGAAUCGGAGGAAUCGGAAGAAUCCGAGUCGGAAGAGGAGGAAGAGGAGUCCGAAUCGGAAGAAUCGGAAGAGGAGGAGAGUUCGGAGGAGGAGGAGGAGGAGCAGCGGGGCGCCAAAGAGACAAAAGAGCAGAUCAUCGAGCGGGUGAAGGUGCGGAUCGCGAAGAGAAAAGAGGCGGCGCAGGCGAAACGAUCCGUCGACGAUCUCAGAAGUCCUGUGAUUUGUGUGCUCGGACACGUCGACACUGGAAAGACCAAAAUGUUGGAUACGGUACGUUUCGGAUAUCGAAAAUCGCACAUUUUUCUAGAAAAGUAAAAUUACUGAAACAUUUUUUUAGAAUUACGCUCAAAUUAUGCAGUUUUCAAAAAAAAACCAGCAAUUUUCCAGAUCCGUCGCACGAACGUGCAGCAGGGCGAAGCGGGAGGAAUCACGCAGCAGAUCGGAGCGACGGAAGUGCCGGCGGAGGCGAUCAAGGAGCGGUGUCGCCAGGUGCGGGACUUCAAGCCGGACGCGAUGAAGGUCCCCGGCUUCCUGAUCAUCGACACGCCCGGCCACGAGUCGUUCUCGAACCUCCGCACGCGCGGAUCCUCUCUCUGCGACUUUGCCAUUCUCGUCGUCGACAUUAUGCACGGCCUCGAGCCGCAGACGAUCGAAUCGCUGAAACUGUUGGUGAAGGGAAAGACUCCGUUCGUGAUCGCCCUCAACAAAAUCGACCGUUUGUAUGGAUACGAAUCGAAUCCGCGCAAAGACGUCUACGAGCACCUGAAGACGCAGCCGGCGCGCGUGCAGGCCGAGUUCAAGGAGCGAUUCGACAAAAUCAAGGUGGAGUUCGCCGAGCAGGAGCUGAACGUGGCACUCUCGAACAGGCCACUGGCCGACGACGACUACGUCUACAUGGUGCCGACUUCGGCGAUGCAGGGCGACGGCAUCGGCAACCUCAUGAGCUUCAUUGUGAAUCAGACGCAGAGCAAGUACGCACAGAAACUCGCCUUCUCCGAAGAGCUCGACGCAACCGUCAUGGAGGUCAAAUCACUGCCAGGUUAGUGGUUUAAGAGAAAGCAAAAAAAAAACGCUGAAAUUUUACACAGGUCUCGGCACGACGAUCGACGUGAUUCUGGUGAACGGAACGAUGCGUGCGGGCGACGUGAUCGUGCUGACCGGUUCGGACGGCGCGAUCGUGACUCAAGUGCGCGAGCUGCUGAUGCCGAAGCCGCUUAAGGAGUUGCGCGUCAAGAACGACUACAUCCACUACAAAGAGGUGCGGGGCGCGCGCGGAGUGAAAGUGCUCGCGAAGAACCUGGAGAAGGUGCUGGCCGGCCUUCCGCUCUACAUCACGGACCGAGAGGACGAGGUGGACUACCUGCGGCAAGAGGCCGAUUCGCAACUCGCCAACGCACUUCACGCCAUCAAAAAGAAGCCGGAAGGCGUCUACGUGCAGGCCUCCACCCUCGGAUCCCUCGAGGCACUCCUCGAAUUCCUCAAAUCGCAGAAGAUUCCCUACUCGAAUGUGAACAUCGGGCCGGUGCACAAGAAGGACGUGCAGAAGGCGUCGGCGAUGAAGGAGCACAAGGCCGAGUACGCGUGCAUUCUCGCGUUCGACGUCAAAAUCGAGCGCGAAGCACAGAUAUUCGCGGAUCACGAGGGAAUCAAAGUGUUCCAGGCGGACAUCAUCUAUCACUUGCAGGAUGCGUUCCUCAAGUACAGGUACAGCCAAAUAGCCAAGAUUAGAGGGGGUCUGAGUGUAAAUUAGAGUAAAUGGAAAUUCGGAUUGAGAAAUGUGCUUUUCCAGAGAGGAACUGAAGGAGAAGGCGCGUCGCGAGAACGAGCAUCUGGCGAUUUUCCCGUGCAAACUGCGCGUCCUUCCCAAUCACGUCUACAAUACCCGCAAUCCGAUCGUGUUCGGCGUCUCCAUCGAAGCGGGACUCGUCAAGAGGGGCACUCCGAUUUGUGUGCCGAGCAAGGAGGUAAUUUUCGGGAAAAUCCGGGAUAUUACUAAUUGUUUGAGAAGAAAUCGGCGGAAAAUGCUCGAAAUGUGUGCCUUUUUGCAGGGAAUUCUGUUGGGAACGAUCUCGUCGGUGCAGAGAAACAACGAGGAGGUCCCGCUGGCGAAGCAGGGCGAAGAAGUGUGCAUCAAGAUCGAAAAUACGACCGGAGAGGCGCCGAGACUCUACGGGCGGCAUUUCACGCACGAGGACCCGCUCGUCAGCAAGGUAAUGCUCUUUUAUUUAAAAGUAAAAGGUUUUUGAGAUUUUGAGCUGGAUAACUUGGCGGAAAACGAGAUGUUUCCAUUACUUUUUAGUUUGGCACGUCCUUAAGCUCCUAAGUGUAGAACAUUGUGAGAAAUUUCUCGAAUCUCUGAAUAGGACACUCCAUGUUUUUGAAAUCACAUUGUUUUUCGUCAACUGGAAAAAAUUGAAUUAUUUCGAAGCGGACCAUGUUCAGAUUUUUCCUAACUUUUCCCAUUUCCAGAUCACUCGCGAAUCGAUCGACGUGUGCAAGACGUAUUUCCGCGACGACCUGACCAAAGCGGACUGGCAACUGAUUGUGCAACUCAAGAAAUUAUUGGAAAUUCUCUGA
Molecule: messenger RNA, 3955 nt
Organism: Caenorhabditis sp. 36 PRJEB53466
Lineage: Eukaryota; Metazoa; Nematoda; Chromadorea; Rhabditida; Rhabditidae
Source: the annotation of a GenBank genome assembly